Eptesicus fuscus (big brown bat) is the source of this 1166-nucleotide messenger RNA. RefSeq names its product corticotropin releasing hormone (gene CRH). Gene Ontology annotation, molecular function: corticotropin-releasing hormone activity. Lineage: Eukaryota; Metazoa; Chordata; Mammalia; Chiroptera; Vespertilionidae. Bases 503 to 1120 code for a protein of 205 amino acids. Gene Ontology annotation, cellular component: extracellular region. The record is from RefSeq and is a predicted model, not a curated record. Gene Ontology annotation, biological process: negative regulation of glucagon secretion; positive regulation of cortisol secretion; negative regulation of epinephrine secretion. The transcript has 5 exons.
UUGGCUCGUGCCCGGAUGGGGCGGAGCUGGUGCGAGAACCCGGACUACAAAUUCCAGGGUCCAGUUGGGACCGCGGCUCCCCGGAGGCGGCGGCGGCGGCGCAGAAAUUCCUGAAGACCCCCCUCCCCGCCCCCCAGAAAGGACGUCUGGCGCCAGCAGAAGGACAAAGGGCAAGGCCUUCAAACUACAGACCAGAUAAUGGGUCAGUCAAGCUGAAGCCCCAUCUGCAGCUCUCCCUGAGCGCAUAAAAAGUCUGCUCCCUCCCCAAUUCACCGCUGGCGCUUUCACCUGCACCCAGAUUUUGACAUUUUGUCAUUGGCUGAUUGGCGCAGCCAGUUUGUGUCUUGGAUUGAACAAUGAAGUUGUUAAGAUUCAUUUUCCACGAGCCACCUCUAAACAUUGCCCUUGUGAAGUCCCUUGGUGCCACUUUGCUAAUGGAAGGAGCUCAAGCCUGGCAUUGGGAUUGGUGACUCUGAGAGCCAGCUGGUCUGCUCUUUCCACAAUGGCUUUGCAGUUCUUUGAGGAGAUGUUUCCCUCUAACAUGAGACUGCCGCUGCUCGUGACCGCGGGCAUCCUGCUCGUGGCUCUCCUACCCUGCCCUCCAUGCAGGGCCCUCCUCAUCCGGGGGCCUGUCCCAGGCGCCCGACAGGCCCCACAACUUCCCCAACCCCUAGAUUUCUUCCAGCCGCCGCCGACGCAGGUCCUUCCAGUUCGGCAGGUCCCGCUUAUCAUGGGGGAAGAAUACUUCUUCCGCCAAGGUAACCUCAAUAAGAGCCCCGCUGCUCCCCUCUGGUCAGCCUCCUCGCCCCUCGCCCGCCGCAGCAGCAGCCACCUUUCCCCUCACGAGGUAGCUGCCAACUUUUUCCGUGCAUUGAGGCAGCUGCGGUCGCUUCCCCGGCGCCCGCUCGAGAGACCUGCGAGUCCCGCUGAGCGAGGUGCUGAGAGCGCCCUCAGCCGUCGCCAGGAAGCCCCGAAAAAGGAGAGGCGAUCCCCGGAGAUUAUCACCUCACUGGAUCUCUCCGUCUACAUCCUCCAAGAAAUGAUAAAAUUUACCAAGGCCAAAAAGUUAGCACAGCAAGCUGAAGAGAACAGGAAACUGAUGGAGAGUAUUGGGAAAUGAAAUGGUGCCUUUGGCCAAAGCGAUUCUGCAUUUAGCACAAAAAUAA